GGCCGUCGCGGUCGCGAUGACGUAGAAGGCGCAUGCGCACUCUGUUGUCGGUGCCUAGGCGCUGCGGGAUCUGUGGGUGGAAAGGGUCAUCAGCACCUUCUGACUGGGAAAAGAUGGUCAACGUCUUGAAAGGAGUGCUUAUAGAAUGUGACCCUGCCAUGAAGCAGUUUCUGCUGUACUUGGACGAGUCAAACGCCCUCGGGAAGAAGUUCAUCAUUCAGGACAUUGAUGACACUCAUGUCUUCGUAAUAGCAGAGUUGGUUAAUGUCCUCCAGGAGCGAGUAGGCGAAUUAAUGGACCAGAAUGCCUUUUCUCUUACCCAGAAGUGAAAGUAUUAGCUACUGACCCCUUGGGAAUUAAAAGUAACAAGUGUGAGAGACGGCUACCAUUCUGUGUCUUAUGUGACCGGUUUGGUUUGCAGAAUUGCUUAGAAACAUUUCAUGGGAAAGACAGGGGUAUCAUUUGUUCAUAAAAAAGCCCUGCACUGACUUUAUUGUGCUAUUCCACCCCCCUCCCCCGCCCCAGUAUAUAUACCCUAGAAUUAAAAAAAUUUUUUUAACA
Messenger RNA from Capra hircus (goat), 561 nucleotides. RefSeq names its product general transcription factor IIH subunit 5 (gene GTF2H5). The transcript has 3 exons. Bases 33 to 329 code for a protein of 98 amino acids. The record is from RefSeq and is a predicted model, not a curated record. Gene Ontology annotation, biological process: nucleotide-excision repair; transcription initiation at RNA polymerase II promoter; transcription by RNA polymerase II. Gene Ontology annotation, cellular component: transcription factor TFIIH core complex; transcription factor TFIIH holo complex. NCBI's taxonomy places the organism in Eukaryota, Metazoa, Chordata, Mammalia, Artiodactyla, Bovidae.